Molecule: messenger RNA, 1206 nt
Organism: Saprolegnia parasitica CBS 223.65
Lineage: Eukaryota; Oomycota; Saprolegniomycetes; Saprolegniales; Saprolegniaceae
Exons: 2
Coding region: 25-1140 (371 amino acids)
Biological process (GO): lipid metabolic process
Molecular function (GO): phosphoric diester hydrolase activity
Source: RefSeq, a predicted model, not a curated record
CGAAUCGGGAGCCGGAGCGCUGCGAUGGGCUUGGCAGAGGAGGGCGGGCUGCCAGCCGCCAUGCAUUCCUCGAUUGACCUCGGCCUCUACGUGUUCCUGCUCUCUGUCUUCAUGGUCUUCUUCUUCUUCAAGCACUGCCAGGCGGCGACCGACGACGUCUUCACGACCGAGGCCACGCGCUGGAUGACGCAUGCGGACCCGGCGCUCCUCGCCAUGCCCCUCAAUCGCAUCGCGCUCGCCGGUAGCCACAACUCGGGCUCGUACGCCUCGCGCGCCCAUGAGAAGUGCCACUCAGGCGACUGCGACGCCAACUUGGCCAAGUACAUUCGACUGCCGCCAGUCUCGUUUGUCGUGAAGCGCUGGGCCAAGUGCCAGCGCGUCUCGAUCCUGCAUCAGCUUUUGCAUGGUAUUCGGUACCUCGACAUUCGCCUCCAGAUCCACGAGACAAGCAUCCAUCUGUGCCACAGCCUCUGCUUCCUCGAGGUGUCGUGCAUGCUUGACCAGCUCGUGACCUUUCUGGACGCGCACCCGCAAGAACUUGUCGUCGUGGACAUCAACCAUAUUUAUACGCACGAGGACGAAGGCCACGCGCGCUUCCUCCACCUCUUCGUCUCGCGCGUCGGGCGCAGCCGCAUCGCGACGCCGUCAAGCCACACACCGGGCUCGACGCUGGACGCAUUCCGCAACGCCGGCGUCCAAGUCGUCCUCAUCUACCACGAGCCGGCACCCGCGGCGGCGGCAAACGUCUGGGGCCCCGAUACGAUCGUAUCCGUGUGGCCCAAUGUUCCGACGGCAGAAGACGUCAUGGAGCACGGAAAGGGUCAGCUCCUUGAAGAGGUGUCGGACGACGAGCCUCGGCUGCGUGUGCUGCAAAUGCUACCGACGCCGUCCGGCAAGGACCUCACACGGUUCACGUCCGUUUUGCGCUUCUCGGGGGCCAUGGUGCGCCUGGCGCCGAGCUGGCUCCUCUCGCUUUGCGCUGAGCAUGCGCCUGCGUUGCGCCGCUGCAACAUCGUGCUCAUGGACGACGCGGUCCACGGCGGCAACGCGUUCGUCGAAGCGCUGCUCGAGCUCAACCGUAUCAAGAUCAAGGCAUCAUCGACCGUCGACGUCACCAUCUCGGAUCGCAAGGCCGAGUAGUCUCGAGAUGCUUGUCCGUGUGGUAGAAGAAGGGCACGAUGAAGUAGUACAUUGACAUGCAUGGUG